Messenger RNA from Anopheles merus, 759 nucleotides. RefSeq names its product 40S ribosomal protein S26 (gene RpS26). Bases 87 to 434 code for a protein of 115 amino acids. Gene Ontology annotation, cellular component: ribosome; cytosolic small ribosomal subunit. Gene Ontology annotation, molecular function: structural constituent of ribosome; mRNA binding. Lineage: Eukaryota; Metazoa; Arthropoda; Insecta; Diptera; Culicidae. Gene Ontology annotation, biological process: translation. The record is from RefSeq and is a predicted model, not a curated record. The transcript is spliced from 3 exons.
ACGUCAAAAUGCCAGGCUUCGUGCAAGCGAGAAGCAGACCUUGCCGUUCUCUACUUCCGUGGUACUGUUACUGAUCUGUCACCAAAAUGACUAAGAAGAGGCGUAAUGGAGGACGCUGCAAGCACAACCGCGGCCAUGUGAAAGCCGUCCGCUGCACCAACUGCGCUCGUUGCGUGCCGAAGGAUAAGGCGAUCAAGAAGUUCGUCAUCCGCAACAUCGUGGAAGCGGCUGCCGUUCGGGACAUCUCCGACGCUUCGGUGUACAGCUCAUACGUACUGCCGAAACUGUAUGCCAAGCUGCACUACUGCGUGUCGUGCGCCAUCCACUCGAAGGUUGUCCGUAACCGUUCGAAGGAGACCCGUCGCAUCCGUACGCCUCCGCAGCGAUCCUUCCCGAAGGACAUGAACCGACAGCAAAACGCCCAGCGCAAGUAAGCGCCUGUCGCCGGGUCGAGUGUUCUUCCCUCCUUCGGACGUGUUCCCGACCAUCCCACACACACACACACCAUCUUAGCAACAACAACCGCUCUCGGGAACACAGGAACGGAGUGCGAAGGAAGGAUAGAGGAGAAGAUUGCUGGUUCGAUUAGGAUGGGAAUUGUUUUUUGGCGAUCCCGGACCUCGGGUGGUGGUUCAGGUUGUUGCAUUCGAGUUUCGUGUUUCUAUACAUUGUAAGAAGGGGGAACAGAGAAUGUGCUAAGAGGCGAGUGAAAUAUAAGCGAGCACCUCCGGUGCUGAAAGGAAUUCCAUCUAAUCGGAA